AUGAUUGAUCUUCCUUCCAAGCAAUAUGACGAGAAAGUCAUGAUUGUUAAAGGAAAUACUUCUCCUCCACCGCCGUAUACGGAAAAGGCACAUCUGAAUUGUCCACCCGGUCAGGCAUUUCCAUUAGAGCCAUUACCACCAUAUCCAGCUGGGCCAAAUCUAUCAAAAGUGAAAUAUCCUCGAGAUGUAUGUGCUCCAAGGUAUAUGUGUCCGCAUUGCAAUGAGCAGUUUUUGUUUCAUCGUUUGAAUGGAGUCGUCUUAUGUCCAUUUUGUUAUAAUACAGUAUCAGUUGGUCGUUAUACGAAACAACAAUGCCAAAUCUACUUAUCAACGUCAAUAGCAUUUCUCUUAAUGUCCAUUGUCUUUUUACUUCUCUACAUAUUCGUUUUUACGAAACUUUACAUUCUCGUGAUGGCAGUCUGUAUUUGUAUAUUACUGUCAAUCGUACUGAUUGUUCGAGCAGCUCACUCACGGAACUGCUUAGAGCAAGCGACACGAGUCGAAGAAGAAUGCUAA
Molecule: messenger RNA, 516 nt
Organism: Auanema sp. JU1783
Lineage: Eukaryota; Metazoa; Nematoda; Chromadorea; Rhabditida; Rhabditidae
Source: the annotation of a GenBank genome assembly